GGUGCUCCGCCCUUUCUGCCGGCAGUGUGCGGCGGUGUUGCUUGCAAACCCGCUUUGCGAGUGGGGAUGGCGGCGUUAGCGGCGGCUGCCGGCGGGCUGUUGAGGCUGCGAGCGGCUGGGGCAGAAGGACAGUGGCGUCGGCUUCGAGGCGCGGGGCUGCUGCGGGUCUUGGUGCAGCCCGACUCGGCCACUGGGUUUGCGGCGCAGAGGAGGCAUGUGGCUCACUUCACUUUCCAGCCCGACCCGGAGCCCCAGGAGUAUGGGCAAACUCAGAAAAUGAAUCUUUUCCAGGCAGUAACAAGUGCCUUGGAUAACUCAUUGGCUAAAGAUCCUACUGCAGUAAUAUUUGGUGAAGAUGUUGCUUUUGGUGGAGUCUUUAGAUGUACUGUCGGCUUACGAGACAAAUAUGGAAAAGAUAGAGUUUUCAACACACCGUUGUGUGAACAAGGAAUUGUUGGGUUUGGAAUUGGGAUCGCAGUCACUGGGGCUACUGCCAUUGCGGAAAUUCAGUUUGCAGAUUAUAUUUUCCCUGCUUUUGAUCAGAUUGUUAAUGAAGCUGCCAAGUAUCGCUAUCGUUCUGGGGAUCUUUUUAAUUGUGGAAGCCUCACCAUCCGGGCCCCUUGGGGCUGUGUUGGCCAUGGGGCUCUUUAUCAUUCUCAGAGUCCUGAAGCUUUUUUUGCUCACUGCCCAGGAAUCAAGGUGGUUGUACCCAGAAGCCCUUUCCAGGCCAAAGGACUUCUUUUGUCAUGCAUAGAGGAUAAAAAUCCUUGUAUAUUUUUUGAACCUAAAGUACUUUACAGGGCAGCAGUUGAACAGGUUCCUGUAGAAUCAUACAACAUUCCCCUGUCCCAGGCCGAAGUCAUUCAGGAAGGGAGUGACGUGACUCUAGUUGCCUGGGGCACUCAGGUUCACGUGAUCCGAGAGGUAGCUUCCAUGGCUCAAGAGAAGCUGGGAGUGUCUUGUGAAGUCAUUGAUCUGAGGACUAUACUACCUUGGGAUGUGGAUACAGUUUGCAAGUCUGUGAUCAAAACAGGGCGACUGCUAAUCAGUCAUGAGGCUCCCUUGACAGGCGGCUUUGCAUCAGAGAUCAGCUCUACGGUUCAGGAAGAAUGUUUCCUAAACCUAGAAGCUCCUAUAUCAAGAGUAUGUGGGUAUGACACACCGUUUCCUCACAUCUUCGAGCCAUUCUACAUCCCAGACAAAUGGAAGUGUUACGAUGCACUUCGAAAAAUGAUCAACUAUUGACUGUAUUGUUCUAUUUUGAGAAUGUACCAGAUGUAAGUUCAAGCCAUUAGUCAACACAUCCUCGGUAUUCUUCCAGAUACACUGAGGGAGAUGCUGUGUAUCUGGUGUCCUCUUAAUGUCUGUGAAAGCAACUGGUUUCUACAGUAAGUCACACUUAGGACUAGUUAGAGGAAUACCAUCUCUUUUGUCCAUCUUCUUCCUUCCAUGGACUCUCCCUAAUGGAGAGUCAAGGUAAUCACAAUGUGUGGCCACAGAGUUUAGGUGCUGAUUUAAAUUUGGAUAUAUAAUUCUUUUAAACAUAAAAAAUAUGUAAACCUAUUGAAAACAUGAUAAAAGAAGAAUAGUUUUUCUAUGCUUCAAGCUAAAUAUGGCAUUAAGGAAAAGAGUUAUGCAGUUGAGAAAUCUAUAUUUAAUUCAUGGUGGUCGGAAUGUCUAUAAUUGUUAUUGAUUUC
Messenger RNA from Enhydra lutris kenyoni (northern sea otter), 1697 nucleotides. RefSeq names its product branched chain keto acid dehydrogenase E1 subunit beta. The transcript is spliced from 11 exons. Bases 67 to 1245 code for a protein of 392 amino acids. Gene Ontology annotation, molecular function: catalytic activity. The record is from RefSeq and is a predicted model, not a curated record. Gene Ontology annotation, biological process: response to nutrient; branched-chain amino acid catabolic process. Lineage: Eukaryota; Metazoa; Chordata; Mammalia; Carnivora; Mustelidae.